Messenger RNA from Colletotrichum chrysophilum, 1743 nucleotides. RefSeq lists its product as uncharacterized. The record is from RefSeq and is a predicted model, not a curated record. NCBI's taxonomy places the organism in Eukaryota, Fungi, Ascomycota, Sordariomycetes, Glomerellales, Glomerellaceae. The coding region runs from base 1 to 1743 and encodes 580 amino acids. The transcript has a single exon.
AUGCCAUCGCAAUCGCACGAAGCUCCGUGGGUCCCAAUCGCCCGCCGCAAACAAGCCGAGCGGGCAGCCCGCAUCCCCGCAAAGUGGCACAUCCCAGCCAGCGUCAUCCCGCGAGAUCCACCUCAUCUCCGAGACGGCCCCCAAAACGUCCUGAGCGUCCCCCGCCAGUUCCUCUCCGGGCUCGAGAUCUCCAUUACCGAGGGCUACACCAUCGAGAGACUCGUCAAAGCCAUAUCGUCGCGGGCCUUUACCGCCGUCCAGGUCGCUGAGGCAUUCUGCCACCGCGCGGCCAUCGCCCAGCAGCUCACGAACUGCCUGACCGAGCCUCUCUUCGAUGCUGCAUUGGAGCGCGCGGCGUUUCUAGACAGGUAUCUCAGCGACAAUGGCAAGCCUUUCGGUCCGCUUCACGGCCUCCCCGUCUCCGUAAAGGAUACGUUCAAUGUUACUGGCGUCGACUCGUCGAUGGGAUUGGCUUCGCUGUGUCAUAAGCCAGCGGCGGAGAAUGCACCUUUGGUCAACCUCCUCCUCUCGCUGGGAUGCGUGAUCAUAGCAAAGACGAACAUUCCCCAGACGCUUGCUAGUUUGGACUCGGUGAACAACGUCUUCGGCCGGACCAUGAACCCCAUCAACCGGCUCUGCACUGCGGGCGGAUCCUCCGGCGGCGAGGGCGUCCUAGUAGCUAUGAAGGGCAGCAUGAUUGGCAUUGGCACCGACAUUGGCGGCAGCAUCCGCAUUCCGGCCAUGUGCAACGGCGUUUACGGGUUCAAGCCAUCUAACGGGCGCGUGCCGUACGGCGGGCAAGUUCGCACUGGGUUUGAGGGGAUGAGUCGGGCUUCAGUGCAAGCUGUCGCUGGCCCGAUCGGCAGAAGUGUUGAGGACAUUGACACCCUUUUGAGAGAGAUCAUGCCGUGGGCAUCAUCAUGGGGCGAAGACUGCAUGCCGACGCCGUGGUCUCCAACUCCGCGCAGCAUGAAGGCCUCAGGAAGUGGGAAGAAUGGCGAGCUCGUCAUCGGCGUCCUUCGCGGCGACGGAAACUGCGUUAUUCAUCCGCCGAUCGCAAACGUGCUUGAUGAAGUUGCCGCUUCCCUUGCGCACACAGCCAACAUCAAGGUAGUUCCGCUUGACAUUCCGAAAGCGCUCACCGUAGCGCAGUCCGUCAUGAACAAGCUCAUGGGCGUCGACGGCUCAGUUCCGAUGCUUGACAUGAUCGAAGCAACAGGCGAGCCCUUGGUGCCAUGGACAGCGGCCCGAAUCAAGAGAGGACAGCCCCAGCCACUCACACGCGUAGCCGAGAUUCAAGCUCAGCGGUCACAGAUUGAGCGUGAGAUGCUCAAAAUCUGGGUUGAGGAUGAUGAGUACGGUCGCCGUACGCAAAGGGUUGACGCGAUCGUGUGCCCCCUGGCGCCGCAUCCUGUACCUCCCAUUGAAGGGUAUAAUGCGGUCGGGCUCACUAGCAGCUGGGUGCUGCUCGAUUAUCCUGCAGGUACCGUGCCUGUGCGAAAUGUGGAAGAGAGUGAUUUGGAGCUUGGAAAGCCACAGGAUGGCAAGGCGAUUAGCAGCUGGGAUGAGAGAAAUCGGGAGCUGUGGGAUGAGAGUAAGAUUGAUAGACGGCUGUACUUGGGGACGCCACUGAGCGUGCAGAUAGUUGUUCCCAGGCUUCAGGAUGAGAAACUCGUUGAGGUUAUGGGUUUGGUAGAUGCGGCGUGCAAGGGAUAUACUGGAAGAUUGAAGCUGAAGUUGUAA